This is a messenger RNA of Symbiodinium pilosum, 978 nucleotides long. The record is from the annotation of a GenBank genome assembly. NCBI's taxonomy places the organism in Eukaryota, Dinophyceae, Suessiales, Symbiodiniaceae.
AUGGAGAUGGGCUCUGUUGGCGACUUCGCCGAGUACAUGCGGAACUAUGCCGCAAACCCAGCCGGGAUUCUUGUGCAAAUGCACUUGACUGGCUGCCCGAAGGUUCGCAAGCACAGCAGGCGGCGUGGGGAACUCAGUAAGACUAGGUCGCACAAAUCCGACAAAGCAAAGGCCGUGUCCUUUGCAGCGGAGAUGCCAGUCCACGAGGCACAGGACGGUCCCGCCGCGGCCUCACCGGAAGCGAGGCCACAGGAUACUCCUGAAGCAUCGCCUUUGCAGCCUCAGUUGCGGGGCUCCAAGGAGCCGAUGUUUCCGGGGCCCUCAGUGCCAAUGCCUUCCAUGCCGCUACCUGCGAGCACCGACCAGCCUGAGAUUCAUGCCCUGGAGCAGGACCCCACCAUCGAAAGGGCCGAGGUGGAGGCGGCGGAGGAGACUUUGAGGGCAGUCACUGCCCUGAAGCAACUCCAGCAAGCUGCCAAGGAUGGCUCUUAUGCCCAGUGGACACUUCGCCGGCACGGCCUCCCCUCCACCGCCAGCGAAGAGUCCCAGCGCAGGGCAGAGGAGCUGAAGAACGCCAUGGCGCAGCUCAGGCAGGUGACUCAGCAGCCGCUCACACAGCAGAACAUGAAAGACUUCGAAAAUGCCGGUCGCACGGCUUCAGAUGCCAUCAACAGGCUGCAAGCAGCUGAGACGGAAGCGCUUCGGAAGAGAGCAACAGAGGCAAAACGCCAGCUUUUAGAGGGUGCAAAGGGCUGGGUGGCUGGCAUUGAGCGCCAGGCAAAAAACCCGCAGCUGGCCAUGCAAGCGAAGGAGGCUGGAGCACAGCUGGAGAAGUCCUUGACGGCAGCACUCAGUCAGGCCACGCAGCACACCGCCGAGGCUUCCCUGCGGCGCGCCGGAGAACGACGAGCUCUGCUGAUGGGAGUCAUCUCGCAGGCAGCUGAUAUGGCGGCGCCCGGCGCGCCGGCAGUUCAGCAG